UGAUGGUGGUGUAGCAAGGUAAGUUUCUUAUUUUGCCGAAAAAUGUACGACUUUUAUAGCAAUUUUACAUAAUUUAUUGAGUAUUUAAAAACUAAUCGUCACCUCAAAACUCUUUUUUCAAAAGCACCGCAUGCGUUAACAAAAUUUUAACGUAAUAUCGGCGCAAUCUUGUGAAUCCACAUGGCACGUUUACAUGUGUUCCACAAUUCCUUUAUACAUUUUCGUUGAAGUAAAAAUAAUAUUUUUGUGUAGUGUUACCUCUGUGAAUAUGACUAUUUUAGUCAGUAUUUUUGGUUCAAAAUGCCGCAAAACGAGUAUAUUGAGCGUCACCGCAAGCUCUAUGGUCGCAGACUCGACUAUGAAGAGCGCAAAAGAAAAAAGGAGGCUCGUGAGCCCCAUAAGAGGGCUCAAGUGGCCCGAAGUCUUCGCGGAAUCAAGGCGAAGAUCUUCAACAAGGAGCGCAGAAAUGAAAAGAUACAGAUGAAGAAGAAGAUCAAGGCACAUGAAGAGAAGAAAGUGAAGAAAACAUCCGAGAAAGUAGCUGAAGGGGCACUUCCAGUAUAUCUGCUGGACAGAGAUGUACAAUCUAGGGCGAAGGUGCUCUCAAACAUGAUCAAACAGAAAAGGAAGGAAAAAGCAGGUAAAUGGGAUGUGCCAAUACCAAAAGUCAGAGCACAAGCUGAUGCAGAAGUGCUGCGAGUUGUCAAAUCAGGCAAGACCAAAAGGAAAGCAUGGAAAAGAAUGGUCACAAAAGUGACAUUUGUUGGAGAGGGCUUCACAAGGAAACCACCAAAGUUUGAAAGAUUCAUUAGACCUAUGGCAUUGAGAUUCAAAAAAGCACAUGUCACUCAUCCAGAGCUCAAAGCUACAUUCUGUUUGCCUAUUAUUGGUGUGAAGAAAAAUCCAAGCUCUCCGAUGUUCACAAGUCUGGGAGUGAUCACUAAAGGAACAGUUAUAGAAGUCAAUAUUUCUGAGCUAGGUUUAGUAACACAGGCUGGCAAAGUUGUUUGGGGAAAAUAUGCUCAAGUUACGAAUAAUCCUGAGAAUGAUGGGUGUAUUAAUGCUGUUCUGUUAGUCUAGUGUUAUUUAUCUGUAUUUUUCAAUAAAAUAUCUAAUUUUAAUGUCGAAUUAUUUUUUCCUCUACAAAAUACCAAAAUAUUUCCAAUAGUGGGUUGUAAAAAUAAGAUUGUGUACCUACGUAGUAUAAAAGCAUAGAGAAUGCAUUGUAAAAAGUAGCUGAAAUUUCAGGUUACAAGCCAAUUUCAAGUAACAGUUAGCUAUAGUUGUCAGCUACAAAAUUUAAUUAGACCUAAUUGUCAGUUACAAAUUUCAAAAAAUGUCGGUUACACAUGGCAAUUAGCUAUAAUUGUUAGUUGCACUUUUAAAAUUGUCUAUAAUUAUCAGUUAUAAAUUUUAAUUAGCUAUGUGUUGGUUACAAGUACCAGUUAGCUAUAAUUGUAGCUGAAAAUUCCAUUUAGUUAUAAUUGUAGCUGAAAAUUCCAUUUCGCUAUAAAUUGUCAGUUGCACUUAGCUAGAAUUUUUCAUUGUAAUUAGCUAAUCACAUGUUGCAACUGAAUCGUAGCUAAUUGAAAUCUGUAGCUGAAACUUGUCUUUGACAUCUAUUGCUAAAUGUAACUUGUAGGUGACAAAAAAAAUUAUAUUUUAUGCGCAAUGUCCUUUCUUAUAAUCUUACAGUAGUAAUUGUUAUUGUAAGGUUAUGGAAGGCCAUGUUAAUAAAAAACAGUUAUUAAUUUAUUUGCUGCGUAAAUUAAACAAAUAAAUUGUUGAC
Messenger RNA from Acanthoscelides obtectus, 1789 nucleotides. NCBI's taxonomy places the organism in Eukaryota, Metazoa, Arthropoda, Insecta, Coleoptera, Chrysomelidae. The record is from the annotation of a GenBank genome assembly.